This is a messenger RNA of Plasmodium fragile, 1626 nucleotides long. RefSeq lists its product as uncharacterized. Gene Ontology annotation, cellular component: cytoplasm. The transcript is spliced from 2 exons. Lineage: Eukaryota; Apicomplexa; Aconoidasida; Haemosporida; Plasmodiidae. The record is from RefSeq and is a predicted model, not a curated record. Gene Ontology annotation, molecular function: coproporphyrinogen oxidase activity. The coding region runs from base 1 to 1626 and encodes 541 amino acids.
AUGAAAGAUGAGGUAAGUCCAAACUGGAUGAACGAGAACCCAAACCAGACGCACGAGUCGUCCCAAUCUCCGCAUUCUAUGUUCGAAGCAUCUCCCAAUGAAAGAUUCCGGAACUGUUGGGAAAAUCUACUAAAGCUCGAGCAGAACAAUAUAUGUAGUUUAUUCGAGUCACUAGAUACAGAAAAAUUUCGCGAAGAGACAUGGACCAAGAAGAACUCGAAGAAAAAAAAAAUAGGCUCAGGAAUAACAAGGAUCCUUGAAAAUGGACGAGUGUUUGAAAAAUGUGCAGUGAACUACUCAUGUGUAUAUGGAACCAUUGAUAGAGAGACUGCCAGGCAGAUGUGCGUCAAUCAGCACAAUAAAGAAUACAUCAAUAGCAAAGAAAUUUGCUACUCUGACGAUCUUAACCAAGUUAUUUCACGCAUCAUAAAUAAUGGGGGGUUAAAGAUAGUUCGAGAGAAAUACAAGUACUAUGCCUCUGGGUUGUCAAUCAUUGCGCAUCCCGUGAACCCCAAUGCGCCCUCCAUCCACAUGAACUUUCGCUUUUUCCAAGUAUUCAUCAAAACGGGGCGCAAAAAAAAAAAAAACACCCCAACUCCUAACAGCAGCAAUAUGCCAUAUAGGAACACCAGCAUUGUGGGGGGCGUGAAUGCCAACGCGUACGCCGCUACCAAUAAAGGGGGCCCAAAUGGACAGCUCACCAAUGUGAAUGCAGGUGUUAGCAGCACGAGUACUGCGAAGAGUAAUAUAGAUAGCAACUACCGAAGUUUGAAACAUUGGUUUGGGGGAGGAUGCGACUUGAGUCCCAGUUAUAUUUUCCCCGAAUUAUUUAUCCACUUUCAUCACUCAUUUAAGGUAGUCUGCGAUAAGUAUAAUCACUUAUUUUACAAGUAUUUCAAAAAAUGGUGCGACAUGUAUUUUCGAAUUAGGCACAGAAAUAUAAGCAGGGGAAUUGGAGGAAUAUUUUUCGACAAUUUAUUGGACAACACUAUAAAGAACAAGAUAAAAGCGAAACAGAAAAAUGGAAAAGCGAGAGAAUUGCAAAAUAUAAGUAUCAACCUUAGCAACAGAAACGCGGGUAACUUGAACGCUAACUAUAAUAACAGCCAUACGAAUAAAAAACUUCCCUCCGAUGAGAGGCCAUGUAAAUGUCAUAGCUGCAACCCCAUCAUGGAUAACAGCUACAGAAUGAUUUUUCUAUUUGUCCAAGAGUGCAUCAUUAAUUUUCGUAAAACAUAUCUCUACAUUCUUGCGCAGACAAUUCAUUGUAAGUAUGACGACAACAUGGUCAAAUGGCAACAUGUCUGCCGGGGCAGAUACGCAGAGUUCAAUUUAAUAUAUGACAGAGGUACUAAGUUUGGACUCGAAUUGAAUACUUACAAAAUUUAUAAGAGAAAAAAACAAUCCGACAAAAUUGAUAAUUAUGCCUCUACCUUUCUGAAGGAUGAAGUUUUUUCUGAUCAAAAUUCUGACUACUUCUCAGAUGAACAUGAAAAGAUCGACAACGUUUUUUCCUCCCUUCCCCUCAAGUGUGAAUUUUUUUACAAGUAUAAAAUUGUGAAGUUCUCUCGCGAGCAUGAAACGCUCCAGGUGUUGAAGCAUCCGAAGAGGUGGGUCGACUACUAG